AUGCGACCUGAUGGAACCAGAUUGCACAACCAGGCGCAAGAGCAUCUCAGAAAUAAUGAUAUCAAUACAGACGACGGCGACGUGAUACAUCAACACGAAAAUGACGAGGGCGCCGGGAUCCGUGAACAUGAUCAAGCUUCGGCGGAGUGUCCACCAAACGGAAAGAGCACACGAAAGAAGAAGACACGGAAGCACCUCACUCAGGCCGACCAAAAUACGCGGUGCUUACCUGUUCUCCACCUGAUCGUCAUUGGCAUCACACUGGGCCUCGUGCUCACCGGCCAUGACGUAUUUCCGGCCGUGUUCGAUUCACUUCCGCUAUAUAUCUACAACAGCGACCGCCUCAAGGAGUUGUCAUGGAAAUCAAGACAGACGUACGAAAGAUUCGUAUUUCGGCCUGUUUACGGACUGUCUUUCAACACAGGUUACAGAGGACGCCUUAAAGACGCGUUCGAGGUCAUAUUCGAGGAUCCAAAUGGAAAUGUAUUAACCAAGGAUCAUCUUGAGCGGAUCCACCACGCCGAGGAGCGUUUGUUCAAUAUUGAACGAUACCAAGAGCAUUUCUGCCUUUGGGACAUUAAUUACAACUACGGGCGUUACGGCACGGAAGAAGACGUCAACAUGUUUUUGUCUGAUUUCUUGAAACCAGAAACGGAGAAAGUUCGCGAUUUCACACUUAUUGGUAUUCUGGAUUUGUAUUACAUCAGCAAGCUUCUGUACGAACAUGACCUGGUUCAACAAGCGCUCAUAGACAUUAAACUUGCCAUAGGGAGCUUCCUGUUUAUCUUCGUGUUCAUGGCGAUACAAACGGGAUCCAUUAUUGUGACGUCGCUAGGAAUUCUCAGUAUAUUGUCCAGUUUUGUUUGCACAAAUCUGUUAUACCGAUAUGCGAUGCAGUAUACGUACUUCGGAUACUUCCACAUAAUGUCGAUCUUUCUUAUUCUUGGCAUCGGUACAGACGACCUGUUCGUGUUCUACGACACCUGGCGGUUGACAGGACACACCGAGUACCCGGAUGAUUCUUACCGACUUUCCGACUGUUACCGCAAAGCGGCCAAAACGACUUUUGUAAGCUCAUUUACGACAGUUAUCGCUUUCCUUGUUAGCGGUCUGUCGCCUUUGCUUCCCGUGCAAACAUUCGGAAUAUUCACGGCCAUUUUAGUUGCAUUUAACUAUGUCUGGGUGGUCGUUUACUUCCCUACAGUCAUAAUGCUCCAUCACACCAAGACCAAAUUUAUUUGGCUCAAAUUAACAGCAGUUGUUGCCAACACGUUCUGCGGUGCAAAACGCAAACUCUCUGACGAUAUAAGACGACACAGUCUUGCGAUUUCUGAUUCUUUGGAAACGGAAAGCAUCGAUGAAACAAGUAGUUCCAAAGACCUGAUACCACCUUCCAGUGAUGAUUCACGACGUUCAAUACUAAACAACAAAUCAAGACACCAGAAAAUCACCCCUAGAACGAAAAAGAAUUUCGAGGACCGAAAUAAAGUUGUCUUAUUUCUUCGGAACGGAUUUUUCGACUUCAUGACGAAGCGAGCGGUGAAGGUCUUGUGUCCCUUAUUGUUCCUUGGCGUUGGUAUAUUCUUCAUUUAUCAGGCGACUCUGAUAGAACCCGAUGCUGAACAGGUUCGCAUAUUUCGGCCUACGCACAAUUACGCAAAGGCGUACAAUCGCCACUACAGCGCAUUCAAACGUAACCGAGAUGACGAGUAUCAGAGGCUCUACCUGGUCUGGGGAAUGGAUGAGGCGGAUAUCCGGGACUGCGACCGGAAGUCGGGCGAGUACUGUUUUGGAAAGCCCACCUGGGAUGAUCAGUUUGACAUGAACACACCGGAGUCGCAGCUGGCAUUCAAGAACCUCUGCGAGCGCAUGGAGAACAUGGACUCGGAAAUGCUCGGUAAACUCCGGAUCCAAAGUGAUUCGGCCACAGGAAAACCCAGAAUUCACUGCUUCGCUAAAGAUUUCGACAACUACUUUAAGAAACUGUUGUCCACAUACUACGCCGCCAAUUUGGACGUCUCACUUCCGGUCAACGAGGGAAACAUAUCAAAUCUGAUGAGCUUCGUUCCCUAUGUGUACAACCAGGGGCUCCCCGGCGGCUUCAAGAACUUCUUUGAGAUCGCGAGCAUGUUUUGGUUGACCAAUGGUUACACUAUGAAUCCCACCGCGGACUACAUGAAGUACAACUUUCUCCUUGCCGACGAAAUCAUUCCCGGCGUUACCAAGGACGCGUAUUAUUCGCAAUCGGGACUAUACUACGGGACAAAAACGAAAUUCCUGGCCAUCGAGAUCAACACGACCAUGAACGUGUUCAACCUGGGCCACACGGAAGGGUCUGCCCAGACACUCUGGCAUUGGCUCGCAGUACAAAAGACACUCUCUGACUCUGCAAUUUCCGGAAUUAUUGUGGGAUUAUUGACUACGUGGCCUAUACUUAUUUUGACGACUAUGAACGUUGUCAUCGGCACCAUCGCUUGCAUCAUUAUCGGCCUAGUUACCGCGUGUGUCGUUGGAAUCAUACCCCUGGUGGGGUGGAAGUUAGGGGUUCUGGAGUCCAUUAACCUUAGUAUGAUAGUCGGCCUUGCGGUAGAUCAUAUCGUGCACUUGGCCGAGGCGUACCAGGCUUGCCCCAGCCCCCGACGGGCCGACAGAGUUCGCUACAUGCUCGAGUCAAUAGGUCUAUCCGUGCUGUCAGGGGCAGCGACAACGCUAGGGGCCGCCGUGUUCAUGUUAGGGGCGCAGAUUCAGUUUUUCUUCCAGUUCGGGAUUUUCAUUAUAACCAUCAUCGGGUUAGCUUUGGUGUUUUCCAUGCUCGGAUUUACAGCGCUCUUGUCACUUUGUGGACCGGAAGGAAAUACGGGCUACAUACCCGCCAUGUGUAAAUGGCUAGUCAAAAAAUGUGCAAGAAAAAACCCAACGAACCAACGUGACCCCGAUGAGAAUAAGAAACCCUCAAACCCAAAUGCCUUACCGGGCAUUGCUAUAUGA
Dreissena polymorpha is the source of this 2988-nucleotide messenger RNA. RefSeq names its product protein dispatched homolog 1-like. The record is from RefSeq and is a predicted model, not a curated record. Lineage: Eukaryota; Metazoa; Mollusca; Bivalvia; Myida; Dreissenidae. Gene Ontology annotation, cellular component: membrane.